AUGAACUCGACUCGAAACCUCGCCGCAGACGACCUUCAACUACUAGUCACCAACGCGAUUUCCAUAGUGUCCACCGCGAUCAACUUCAUCGGUUUCUACGUGAUCAUUAUGCAAAAGUCGCGAGAAUCGAAAAGUUUCACUUAUGUUCAACUGCUCUAUCAAGUGGUAUUGUAUGGCUCGCAGUUCUACGCCGGCACCGUGCUCAACAUCGUUUUCUUGUUCCCGGUUCCCGGCAUUUAUUGCAUCGGGUGGUUGAGGAAUUUGAGUGGUUACUCCGCUUUGUAUAGUCUUGUAAGUCUUUCGAAAGUUAGAAGGAAGAUAUAAUAUCUGCUCUUAAAGAUUCUCUUCGAUGUAUUAUUCUCGUUGCAAGGUCUUUUGUUAAUUGUGAUUUUGGUCAUCAAAGUCGGAGCGAUAUCGCGACCCAAUUCUGCGUUAAAGAUGACCCCUCGCGGUCAGAACUUAUUCCUGGCCAUCGUGAUCAGCUACCCUAUUAUCACUCAAGUAAUCACCUUUAUCUUCUCCUACUCGGAUCGUUCGGAAGUCGCCCUUUUCCUGGGUGAGAAGCAUCCGCUCAUGAUCUUCUUGCUCCGUUAUCCGUUCCUUUGGAUGCUCACGACCACUCAACACUUUGUCGCGUUCUUGUCCAAUAUUUUUGUUUGCAUCGGGGUCGUCUUUAUGAUUUUUGUCAUUUUCUAUGCCAUUUUGCUCGUCGAGCUGGAUCUUCAAGUGAACAGUAUGAGCAGAGCGUCCAACAAGUAUCACCGAAGAGUUAUUCAUGAAAUUGUUGUGCACGUAAGAUCAAAGUUCAAUAUCUCAGUUGUCGAUUGAGAUAUUGAAAAGUUGUCAACUAACAAAUUGCUCAUUAAAAUGGUGUGUACAUUUUUCCAGUUGACACCUUUUUGAUAUCUCUAAAGACAGCUGAGAUACAUACGUUCUUCUCACAGACACUGAUAAGUUUGACGUUCUUCGUUCUGGUCCCUCUCGGAAUAUUCGUCAAAUUCUUUCUCAACGAUUCUGUGGAUGUUUCCAGUUGGUUUCCCAUCUUUCCAGAAAUUUCCAUUCCGAACGCUUCAUUCAGUCCCCACCGCCAUUUCCUUUUCGUUUUUCGUCAGCGCGCCGAUUCCGUCGAUGUUGGUGUUCAUACUCAAAAAUCCGAUUUAUCGAUGCUACCUACUCAAAAUGAUUACGGACAGAGCCGCGAGGACUGAUCAACGCAGCUCACAGGCUACUCACUCACGCCAGAAAUGAUGAGGCUGGAGCCUGAAAAGUGUACUAGAUUGACCAAAAAGAUCGUCGGUGAGUGUUCUUUCGAGCAAUAAAGUUGCUGUCGUCAUUUAUCAUGCCUCCUGUGCGAACACCGCUCAAUGCACAUAAGUGCUUACAGAACCACAGGCCAUAACUUUUUCGCAAUGGAGAAUCAAACUAUCAUUCUGAUGUCAUUUUGUGUUAGGGGUUUCCCAUAAUGCUUCCUUCACCUCCUUCAACCUUAUCACUCUACAAACACACUGUCACUUUUUUCAGUCUCGUCAAAAUGUCGUCUUUCCGUGAAGCCCUCCUCCUCCUCCUUCUCGUCUCCAUCUCAACUGCUCAAAGACUGAUUACGUUGUCGUCGUUCAAAGGGAACAGUGUGAAGAGUAAGAUAGAUUUCGCCCCGCCGUACGGUCUUUUUGUCUCCGCGCACUCGGACGACAAGAUGAUUCUGCAGCAGAUUUACGUGCAAACCGAGGAUAAUAUGCAUGCUUCGUAGGUUCAAUUCGAUCACUUUUAGUGGACUGUCGCCACGUCUUUUACAAUCUGGACUCUUUGAAGAACAGAAAAUUGGAGCAGAACUCCGAUCUGCUGUCCUCUUGGCCAGUAAACUCCACCGCGUACAUUACGACGAGUCUGAGUGAUGACGUCAUGAGCCAACUCACCGGAUUCAUUUACAUCACAACUGCAAAACAACUUCAAGGUUCCUCGAAUGAUGCUUCAGAAUUCAAAACUUCUUUUUUUUUUUAGAUGACCGAUUCUUUGUGUACGAUGUGGCCAAAUCGAGCAAAGUGCAAGUGGACCGGACAAUAAUCGGAAACAGCACUCUCAUGUUUCUGAACACCAACCUCCAAACCAAUCCGGUUCAAACGUCGGUCAUCAGCGGAUGGCUACAGACGGAGGAUUCGGUCGUCAAGAUGUACAAAGGGUUCCCGACUGAUGACCAGGAGACGCCGAGCUCGCAAAUCUUUUCCAACCCGGUUCAGACUGUUGGCAACGAAAUGCUGUGAGUCGAUUUGAUGUGCCUCGAAAGAGAACUUUGUAGUUGUUCAUUUUACUAGAUAAUCCUCCGACGCCUAGAUAAUCUGAUGAACAACUUACAGGUUCAUUCGGAAAGUGGAAAAGUUCGCAGUCAGCCUGGGAGCCUUCUACUUCAAAACCCAAAUGGAUCUCCUAUUCUACAUCGAGCCGAAGACGUUCAGUAUAAACGGACUGGCCACCACCGCCUACACGUCCACCGGAUUCUACAUGAAGCCGAGGAUUGAGAAGGAGCACACGGUGACAGUGAUGUGUAUCCGGGACACUCGAUACAACGGGACCACGGGGGCGAACGUCAUUGCGAACCUGACGAUGGCCGACUCGAAGGUCACAGUUCAGGAGAACGACGGCCGCCAGAGCUCGUCCAUUUCUGUGACUUCGGCCAAUCAGAUUCUCGGAUGGAACACGGAUCGGAUCGGUUCGAACGUGACGAUCUCGUCGGAUGACGCGAGCACCGGCGGCGAGUACUUUGUGCAGUAUUACAUCAAGCAGGACCAGCAGAUCUCCUCGACUACGGCUUCUGGAGCGGCGACGACGACGGUUUCUGUGGAGACGACCACUAGAUCCGGCUCAUCGCUUCGAUUUUUCAUUGCUUUUGUCAUCGCUAAUUUGAUUUAA
Caenorhabditis sp. 36 PRJEB53466 is the source of this 2904-nucleotide messenger RNA. The record is from the annotation of a GenBank genome assembly. NCBI's taxonomy places the organism in Eukaryota, Metazoa, Nematoda, Chromadorea, Rhabditida, Rhabditidae.